Durio zibethinus is the source of this 1029-nucleotide messenger RNA. Its product is annotated as cell number regulator 6-like. NCBI's taxonomy places the organism in Eukaryota, Viridiplantae, Streptophyta, Magnoliopsida, Malvales, Malvaceae. The record is from RefSeq and is a predicted model, not a curated record.
CUGUUCUGGUUUCUGUCGGGAGCAUUUUAUCUCAUAUCCAACCAAACAUAUAAAAAAAAUGGUUUCACAACCAUAACCUUUCUCCAUCUCUCUUUGACAUCUCUUACAUUGGUGAAACACAUGCAGAAAGUGGCUGAUGAUUCGGUGUCUUGUUUUGUUUUCUUUUGAUUACAGAUGGAUGACAGCAACGCGCCUUCACGUUACGUACGGCUUACAAAGGAAAAAGAUCCUCUUGAAGAUAUCACCCCUGGAGAACUCAAUCAACCCAUUCAAGUUCCUGAGUUAAUAGUUCAUAGAUGCCCUGAAUGUGGGCAACCUCUACCUGAAUGCUAUGAGCCACCUGCUGAUGAAGACUGGACAACUGGAAUUUGCGGCUGUCUUGAGGAUACUGAGAGCUGCCGGACUGGUCUCUUUUGUCCAUGUUUGUUGUUUGGGCAAAAUGUUGAAACCUUGAGAGACGAUAUUACAAGGAGCGAUGCAUGCUUUUGCCAUGCUUUAUGUGUAGAGGGCGGAAUGGUGGUUGCAGGAGCAACUCUACUCUUCCAUGGAAUUGACCCUAAAACAUCGUUUCUCAUUUGUGAGACCCUGGUUUUUGCUUGGUGGUUGUGUGGCAUCUAUAAUGGCUUGUUUCGACAAUCACUACAGAAGAAAUAUCAUCUCAAGAACUCACCAUGUGAUCCCUGCAUGGUUCACUGCUGUUUGCAUUGGUGUGCCUUGUGUCAAGAGCACAGAGAGAUGAGGAAUCAUCUAUCUGAUAACAGCGAAACGCAAAUGACCAUUGUUAAGCCUCCUCCAGUGCAAGAGAUGAACUCUGAUGAUCGUAAGCAGGAGUCUGCAGCAGCAUCAUCAUCAUCUCCAUCUGCAUCAUCUUCUGGAACUGGUGAAAACAUAAAGUUGGAAAUACAGCCCGUAUAGGAUUUUUCGACCAAUUAUCAAAACUUCACUUCUUUCUUCUUUUUUUCCAAGGACAAUCGAAGCCAAGCAACUGAAUUUAUUGAUUGGUCACAUUGAUUUGAACAAAAAAACUAA